Messenger RNA from Caenorhabditis bovis, 3204 nucleotides. The record is from the annotation of a GenBank genome assembly. Lineage: Eukaryota; Metazoa; Nematoda; Chromadorea; Rhabditida; Rhabditidae.
AUGGGACGCCUCAAUGCGAUUCUUUUCUGGGCAAUCGUCACCCAAUUGCCCAGCGAGACGAUUGAAGAAGCGCCGCCGUCGCUAGUACAGUUUUCGCAGAAUGUGCUCCGCGAUUUCGAACAUCAAUCCAAAUUUUCUUUAGUUCAAGAGGAGUAUGAAAAACUGAAAUCGAGCAUCCGAUCCCGUCGCGAAAACGCUGCCGAGAAAUUGCGUGAAGCGGAGAUCUAUCUUGAUGAUCUCUUCACGAAACGAGUCGACGCGCUCAAGAAAAUUGUGGCGAGCGCUGAAGCGUCGGCAAAUGCAUUUGAAGAAUACAAUGAUAUGGCGCACUCGGUGGCCCAAAACGAAGCCAGGUGCGAAGUAUACAUGAAGAAGAUGAACGACUCCGAUGUGCAUUAUGUCUCGAAUUUUGUUGACGGGCAUACCAAGUCGGGAACUCAUAUCACGAUUGAAUCGUACCAAUGUGAUCCGAAUGUAAUGCGAGACUACGACUGGACGGGCACAAAACAUCUUGAAAAUGUCAUGACAGAAAACAAAAAAGAAUCGCCGGAAAUGGGACAUCAGUAUAUUGGGACAUACUCGGGAUUGACAAGGAUGUAUCCAAGAAGAAGCUGGAAAGUCGAACCAUCGCCGAUUACCAUCGACCUAUUUGAUCCAAGAUUUCGACCCUGGUUUGUCAAUGCCGAAUCUGUUCCGAAAGACGUUGUCUUCCUCAUUGACUAUUCCGGAAGUGUCAAAGGACCUACAAUGCAUCUCAUCAAGAUCACAAUGAUGUACAUUCUGUCGACACUCAAUCCCAACGAUUAUUUCUUUGGUGUUUACUUCAAUAGCCAUUUCAAUCCGAUUGUCAAUUGCUUGAAUAGGACAUUCUUGCCAGCGACGACGAGCAAUAAAAAGGUGUUUUUCGAGGAACUUGGAUUGCUCGAGGAAAAAGACCAAGCGCACUUUGCUCAGCCAUUGAAAUUCUCUUUGGAUGUUUUGCGAGGGAAUCUCGAAUCAAAUCAUUCAAUAUUUUCGGGAUAUCGUUCAGAAGGCCAUAAGUUGCUUAUUAUUUUUACCGACGGAGUUGAUGAAUGGCCUCAUCAGGUGCUCGAUGAGGAAUUUCAAACAAGAAACAACGAAUUGAUUAGGAUAUUUGGAUUUUCAAUGGGUUACGGUACCAAUCAACUUCCCCUUCAAAAAUAUAUGGCUUGCAAAUCUAGCGGAGGGUAUUCAGAAAUUGAUUCUAUAAUGGACGUCAAACCACAAUCUAGAAUGUUUUUGAAUGUAUUAAGCAGUGUUCGUGGCGAGACCCUCAGAACAGUCCCAGUUGAGAAACGACAACCUAGUUGGACUCAAUUGUAUAUGGAAGCACAAGGUCUUGGACCGACAAUAACACUUUCAAUGCCAAUUUUAGCGAGCGAUCAUUCAAUUUGGGGACAACAAAAAAUUGCUGGCAUUGCUGCGAUCGAUAUUUCAAUUCGCGAGCUCACCAAUUCGCUUCCACUCACUAGUGAAGACAUGUAUGCCUAUAUUGUCGACAACAACGGUGUGCUCGUUUAUCAUCCUAGUUUGAAUAUUCCAAAAACCGAAGUGCAUUGCGUGCGAAGAAGUGCUUGUUAUGAUGCUUCUCAAGUGAAAAUGAAGGCUGGAUCGGGACUUCGAGUGCAAUAUGGGUUCAGUGAUGAGCGAGUCUAUCGACUUGUUGGCUUGAUUGACAGCAUCCCAACUAUCGAUAUGUAUGACUUGGAAGCUGAUCUAACUGCCGUCAAAGAUCUGAGAAGAAGAAUCACUACGAAAACUUGUCAUGAGGAACCGAUUAAAGAGGGCUCCAAGGAGUAUUAUUGCGCCAAUUUGAAGAACUCGCCGUACACUAUUGUAGUUGUUCUCGACAAAAAUUUGAGCAGCCUUCACUAUGACGAUGACAUUGAAGAAAUUCCAAUCAUCAAUAAUAAGCUGGUGACAUUCUUAUACCCACGAAGAGAUGUUUGCGAUUGGAAACUUGAUUCGUAUAGUGUUGUCGAUCGGUAUGCCGCCUGGGCCCAUUUAUCACAAACCGAUGCGUGCAGCAAACACGAUAUGAGACUGGCGAGGGCACUGUCCAAUGGAAUGACAAAAUGGGCACAAGCAUGGCCGUAUUCUGAUGUGGAAAUUCCGUGCACAAAAACAUUGUUGCCUCGCAAUGCGUCAGCCCUUCAUUACGUCAACACUUUUAUUCAUACCCGAAAGAAAAUUGCUGCGUUUUAUCCAGCGUGUUCAAUCUCAAACAUGAAACAAAUCGUUAAGAAAUUCGACAACGAAGUUCAAGAGAUGGAUAAUUACGAUUUUCUUCAAUUCUCAAUGCGGGCCGGCAAUCUUUUCAUGUACAGAACUAUUGCCGAUUAUAACAACAAUCGUCUUGCGGUCGUCGGAACACAAUGGCGCGAAAAUUAUUUGGAUGAAUAUUUUACGAAUUUCACUUCAAAACACGACGAUUGGAAUAUAUGCAAGAAGCAAGAAUGUUCACUUAUCACCAGAAAUGGACAUGUCGUCGCGUCGUCGUCAACAAGAAGAGUCGCUCAUCUGUCGAAAUUCGAUCCGCAAUUGUUCGAGUCUCUCGUUAAAGGGAAUCUCGUUGCUGUCAAUACGUGGGUGGAUGUGCAAGCUGAAUGUAUGGCGAAGAGAACGGCACCUUGGAGCAGCCCAGCUCCAGGACCAAGCAAUUUGCUCAGACAUUCCGUUCAAUUCUUGUUCGAAACGUUCAAGAUGUCAUUUUGGAAAAAUCUGUUCGAGAGCCUUGCACUUUUCGUUGACGCACAACCAUCGAUGACUGGAAAAACUUGCACGUUCCAACGGAUCAAGCCAUUCGAGCGAUGCUCUGUCAAACAUUUCCAUUAUCGAAUGACGCUGAACAUCACCAAACAACUUCAGCUCGUCGGAAUGUCGACGUGUUCUAGGUAUGCAAUGUUGUAUCCGGUGCCAAACACGGCACUCUCGCUCAUUAUUGCGGAUCGUGCGUGCUCAAUGUACAAACCGAAAAAGAGAUAUGAGUCGGAUCAAAAGAAAUUGGAGAAAUGUGACGUAAUUCACUCGAACCCGCGCCGCCCACCUCCAAUUUUGGAUGAUUGGAAAAUCCAUCGACAGGAAAGCUACGUGGAUUGCGAGACGGAAAUCUCAUUGUCGAAACGAUCAACUUUCUACAUUACAAUCUCGAUUUAUCUACUACUUUUAUGCAUAAUUUAUUAG